This is a messenger RNA of Trichoderma atroviride IMI 206040, 1899 nucleotides long. Lineage: Eukaryota; Fungi; Ascomycota; Sordariomycetes; Hypocreales; Hypocreaceae. The record is from RefSeq and is a predicted model, not a curated record.
AUGGAGACAAAUCAUGAACUCCACGAUCUAGAAGCUCCACCUCCUCCCGAGCAACACCUUGAGCGCCUCCUCGGAGACCGCGAAGAAGACCAAGAGCCUCCUCUUAAUUCCGACCAGCGCUCUACCUCCGAAUUAGCACCACCACAACCAGAGAAAACUCCAACAGCGCGAGUCUCACCACGGCAGCGUGCGCGCUCAAAACUGCAUUCAAUAGCCUGGAAAGUGGAAUUCCUUGCCUGGAUAGCUAGCACGUGCUGCUUCAUCGCUCUCAUUAUCACAUUAAAAGUCUUUGACGGGCAUCCCUUGCCGGACUUGAAGUUUGGCAUCAGUCCUGGCGCAAUUAUUCAACUCUUAUCGGCAAUUGGUGAAUUCUUCUUGGAGAUAUCUUUUGGGUCCGGCCUCGGCCAGUUGAAAUGGUUGAAUGCGCUGCAAAAGACGCCGUUGGCCGACUUUCACACGAUUGAUGAAGCCAGCAGAGGGGCUUGGGGAAGUGUAGUUCUCAUUGCAAAACGGAGAGGAGGGCUGCUGGCUUCUUUGGGUGCCUUUAUCGUCAUAGUUGCCCUGGGCAUCGGCACAUUUGUUCAACAAGCCCUGGACUAUGACACCAUCUACCCGGCCUCUGGAAGUGGAAGUGCCCUGAUGCCCAUUGCGCGGUUUAUGAACGGCGUCGGCUCGGCGCCAAUCGCAAAUGGAGGCACCACAGAUGGCGUCGAUUCUGUGCUCACUUCAGCUCCCUAUCUGGCUUUCUACAGCCCUCCCGGUACGAACUUUACUGCGACGGCACACUGCAGCACUGGCAAUUGUACAUGGAGCUCUUACCAGACGCUGGGGGUUUGUAAUACGUGCAAGAACCUGACGUCGCAACUGAAACGGAAGAAAUUGCGCAUCAUUCCUGACAAUCUUAAGGAUGAAGCUUACACCACGGAUACAUAUACUUUGCCAAAUGGUUUUGGACUGACAGGCAUCCAGCCAGGAGCCAUGGAUAACCAAGUUGAUUUCUACUUUAGAAAUGGGAUCCUCAACGUAUCCACAACCAGUACUCCAGAGGAGUGGGAUUCCGUCGCGUUUUCGAACAAUGGAUCUAUUAUGCUAGACAUCCUCGCGGUUGCUGCUGCUCCUGGCACGAUUCCCGAACAGCCAGACCAGACUAAAACGGAGGAUAAGAUGACGGGGUCUUUAUACGCAGCUCCAGUGGCCUAUGAAUGCAUGCUACAGUUCUGCGUUCGCACCAUGAACGCAACUUUUGUCAACGGCACGCUGCACGAGACUGUUGUUUCAACCUGGACAAAUGAGACACAGGGCAUAGUUCCUGACAACGGGCAUUAUAUAUUUCGCCCGCCCAAUUCAUCAGACGAAUUCCGAGUUUUGGGCGAAACCAAGGAUUCAAUGGUUCCCUGGCUCAACUAUCUGCUCGUCGGAAGCGCAUACUCGUCCACUCUCGACACUCUCACUUCUGCCUCCUCCUCUGACCUUAUGCGAAUAGUACACACAGCCAUGAAUACCUCGGAGACGGGAUUUCAAGAUUUGAUGGACAAUUUUGCCAACAGCAUGUCUCUCAGCCUGAGGAGUGCAGCGUACCAACCGGCGCCUACGCAUGGGGAUGCCUUUUCUCCUGUUAGCCACGCUGUGGUGACGUGGGAAUGGCUUAUUCUGCCUGCAUUUGAGUUGAUAGCGUCGCUGGUGUUCUUGGUGCUAGUUACGCUGAGGACGAGAAAGGCAGGUCUGAUACCGUGGACGAAUAACAUACUGGCAGUGUUUUAUCACGGGUUUGACCAACGGCCUAGUAUGUCGGGUGUUGAUGAUAGUGAAAGCGCUUUGGAGGAGGAAUCCCAUGGGUUGCUCGUUCAGUUUCAACCUCGGGAAGAGGGAGGAAGGUUGGCUAUUGUCAAUGGCCCCUAA